Anarrhichthys ocellatus (wolf-eel) is the source of this 813-nucleotide messenger RNA. Its product is annotated as C-factor. The record is from RefSeq and is a predicted model, not a curated record. Gene Ontology annotation, cellular component: cytoplasm. The transcript has 6 exons. Lineage: Eukaryota; Metazoa; Chordata; Actinopteri; Perciformes; Anarhichadidae. Bases 1 to 813 code for a protein of 270 amino acids. Gene Ontology annotation, molecular function: oxidoreductase activity.
AUGAGUGGUGCCGUGAACUUUAAAAAGUGCGGCUCUGUGCUGGUAACGGGAGCCAGCCGAGGUCUCGGGCUGCAGAUAGUCGACAGCCUGGCGCGUGGAUGUUUCUCACCCGGCAAGAUAGUAGCCACGACCAGGAACCCCGCGAGCACGCAAAAACUUCAGGAACUGGCAGAGAAACAUCCCAACAUCCACAUCAUCACUUUGGGUAAGGCAGAGAAGAACCAUGACGUAGUGAGCCAGGAGAGCAUAGAGAAGUCUGUGGAGGAGGUCGGCCAGCUCGUACAGGAAGAGGGUCUCAACUGCCUGAUCAACAAUGCGGGCAUCAACGUGGUGGCCGACUUUCAAACCGUUACUGCAGAGAUGAUGAUCGAAAACUUCCACACCAAUGCUGUGGCUCCUCUAAUGAUCACCAAGGCCUUCCAGCCUCUGUUGAAACGAGCUGCGUCUAGAGGAGGAGCCGGUGGAACAGGCAGCAUGGGCAUCCAGAGGGCAGCGGUCAUUAACAUGACGUCUCUGCUGGGUUCUGUGGAGCUCAACUGGGGCGAACGGGCCAACAACUUAAAGUGGUACCCCUACAGGACGUCCAAGAGCGCCCUGAACAUGGUGAGUCGCUGUAUGGCUGUGGACCUGGAGCCUGAUGGGAUUCUCUGUAUGGCGAUACAUCCCGGCUGGGUCCGCACUGACAUGGGGGGUUCUGAGGCUCCACUGAGUCCAGAGGAGAGCGUUUCAUCCCUCCUGUCUGUGAUUGGUGGACUGACUGAAAAGGAUCACGGGUCAUUUCUGAACUUUACAGGAGAGAGUUUGCCGUGGUGA